GUUGUUUCUUCAUCUUCCUUCAUUUAUCAAGAACUCAAAUUUGCAUCAGAGUUUUUUAAAUACUGAGAUAAAUUAGAAAGGCGGCUUGAGUUACUGCCAUUCACAGAUUGUGCAGUUUGGGAGUACCUGUACAUGAUGUUAUUGACAAAUAAAAACCAUUGUAAGCACACAUCAUAUAUAUAACUCUUUUUUAUUAAAAAAUAAAUAUUACUUUUAUUAUUAUUGUUUCGAAAUAGAAGGUUUGUUGGUUUUUGAUAUAAUUUAACAAACCAUAGCAAGUCAUCACAGAAAAAUAAAAAGUUACUUGACAUACUAUAUUUUAGAGUGGCUUAUACCACUUGACCUAAACGUCCUUCAUCUCUAUAAUAACUCUUUUAAAACGAUGGUUUAAUAGCUAUGGGUCGCAAAAUAGCAAAUCUCAGUACAAUGGGUGACAGUUAGAGGACUACAAUGUACAAAGGAUGACCCAUAGAUCUUUUCAAGUUUGUUGUGUUUGUACAAAUUAUCAUUGCUAACUUUCCAUUUCAUUAUAUCUUAUACAUGAUAAUUAUAUUCAUAAAAACAAUAGAUAACAUGGCGGAGAGAAAAUAUGAUUAUUCAGCAACAGACUUUGUAAUUGGACAAAAUAAAGAAGGUGGAAAAAGCAAGUUCACUACGACUUUAUGUAAUGCAUGGGACAAAGCAAUGGAAGAAGGUGUGUUCUGGUACUCUUUAUAUGGUGUCGAAAGAAAAGUGCUGCCAGGGAAGUAUGGUAUCACUGCACAGCUCAACAAAAAGAGGUUUUCGGAAAGAAGAAAACCAGAUGCUGCAACCCAGGUUGUAAUGCCGUUCAAUCAAGAAAAAUUUAAUUUCAACAAAAUCAAGGACUCUGAGGUUUUAUUCAUGCUAAACAGAACAGACCUACAGGAAGAGCGAAACGACAAAAUUAUUGUCAAUGUUAGUCCAAUUGAAUAUGGUCACGUGUUACUUGUACCCAAUAUUGAUCAUGGUCUGUCACAAAUUCUAGAUAAACAUUCUAUUGAAGUUGCUGUUGAGCUUUGCUUGUUGGCUAAAAGUGGAUUUCGAAUAGGAUUUAACAGUUUAUGUGCUUUAGCCUCGGUCAACCAUCUUCAUUUCCAUGCAUUUCAGUAUGAUCAGCAAUUACCUAUAGACAUCUCUAAACUGAAGUUAUUAAAAAAGAAUUUGUUCAAGUUAGAUGCGUAUAUGGUUAAUGGAUAUGCUUUGCAGCUUGUGGAUCUAAAUAUUAAAGAAUUAGCUAGUGAUGUGGUCGCCAUUACUAAUUAUUUAUGUCAGAAUAACAUUGCUCAUAACUUGGCUAUGUGCAGGCAUGAAUCUGUUCGCACACAAACCGAUGAUUCAGCAUUAGUUACAGUAUUCAUCUUUCCAAAGAAACCAUCUCCAGGCCAGAAAGACACUCGAUUUGCUAACAGUUGCUGUUUUGAUCUUUCUGGUUAUUUGUUAUUAAAAGACGAAAGUGAAUAUGUAGAAAUGACAGAGGAUAGUGCAAUUCAGAUCCUAAACAAGUUUACUUACACCAACGAAGAAUUUGAAAAGUUGUCUCAGAACAUUUUUGGUUUAUAAAAAAUUUGUUUAACUUUUGAUAACGAAUAUUUAUAUUUAAUUUUUAAAAACCUUAAUAACACCAAGAA
Messenger RNA from Hydractinia symbiolongicarpus, 1649 nucleotides. Its product is annotated as GDP-D-glucose phosphorylase 1-like. Bases 541 to 1581 code for a protein of 346 amino acids. Gene Ontology annotation, biological process: glucose metabolic process. Gene Ontology annotation, molecular function: GDP-D-glucose phosphorylase activity. The transcript is spliced from 10 exons. Gene Ontology annotation, cellular component: cytoplasm. Lineage: Eukaryota; Metazoa; Cnidaria; Hydrozoa; Anthoathecata; Hydractiniidae. The record is from RefSeq and is a predicted model, not a curated record.